UUUCUGGUCCCGCCUCUUUUUUUGAGAUUGAAGGGGGCGUACAGUACAGCACAGCAUGAGUGCUCCUUACACAACUCCAGAAUGUGGAUACUCCAGAAUAUCUUCCAGUAAAUUGAAAGAGUUGGAGAAGAAAGGAGAUAAGCAGGAGGACAAAGAGAGACAGAAAGAAAUCAAGAAGGCUGAAGCCAUCCUUUUAGAGAUGGAGAGGGACUACCUGGCUGAUCGUGUCAUUUCUGAAGGAUUUGAAAGAAGACGAAAACAAGUAAAGGAGAAGUAUUCUAAAAUGGCAAAAGAACUUGAGAAGACAAAUUGGAUGUAUCCGUCAAUAGAUGACAUACUUCAAGGAAAGACCAAACUUUAAAUUAAGGUAUACAUGUAUUACAUGUAGUAAAGGGUUCGUUAAAGGGGUGUGGCAAUGAACACAAUAAGACUCUGGUAUAAUCACUCACCAAUCAUCAAACAAUUAUAAUUAUCAUUUCAAAAAUUUUUGAUUUGCAUUUAA
Messenger RNA from Amphimedon queenslandica, 502 nucleotides. RefSeq lists its product as uncharacterized. Lineage: Eukaryota; Metazoa; Porifera; Demospongiae; Haplosclerida; Niphatidae. The transcript is spliced from 2 exons. The record is from RefSeq and is a predicted model, not a curated record. Bases 56 to 361 code for a protein of 101 amino acids.